AUGACUCAGCGAUUAACGGACAUUCUGCUCCUCAAUCUGAUGACCGCGGACUUCAAGAACCACAUCUUCUACAACUCCAACCACCGCCUGGAGGAAGCGAAACAGAACGGUGCCAAACUCAACGACAUCUCCAUCGGAGAUGACUGUCUUGCUACAUGGACCGGCCGCACUUGGGACUCCGAUACAGUGUCUCUUCACGAUACUCUGCAAGAAGAUGCCUUGAAUCUUCUUGAAGCGCAGGAGACUAGCAUUAUGGGUGCUGCAGCAGAAGAAGCGAUCCCGUUUCUGCUCGCACAUAACGAAGGGGACGAAGACCACAGUUCUCCUGAGGGCAGCAUCCAUGAAGAUACAGACUCUUCUGAGGGAACUUUCGUCAACCUUGUCCCCGAAGACUCUGAGAACGACACGCUCAUGGUCACAGAUGAUGCCGAAACCAUUGACUCCGACAGUGACUCCGAUAUGGAGUCUGAGGUUACAGGAAAUGACGAUCAUCUCGCCAACAGCGAGAUCGAAGCAUCCAACAUCUUUGACCCUGAGCCCUCGUAUGAUGAUCCAGACGACUACGACGAACCAAACAUCUUCCACGGAGCUCAAGUCAUGGGCGUUCCAGCCCAGCACUCCAUCGUUGACCUCGAAGUUUACCUCGCCGAAGACGAGGACGAGGUACAAGAUCUUCCCCAGAUGGAGUUAACUAUCGAUCAAGAGUCCUACGAACAUUACUUUGGAACCGAUGGAGCGAUCGAUCUUGAGAUCGUUGGAGGUCGACUCAUCUGCACAGGGGAGCUUUUUGAGGAGGACCAGGAGAUGACAUUGGAUGAUGUGGCAGAUGACAUGGAGGUCAUGACACUCAUGGCUAGCGAUGACGAACAAUCGGAAGCAGAGGAUUGA
Messenger RNA from Fusarium subglutinans, 888 nucleotides. RefSeq lists its product as uncharacterized. The coding region runs from base 1 to 888 and encodes 295 amino acids. The transcript has 2 exons. The record is from RefSeq and is a predicted model, not a curated record. NCBI's taxonomy places the organism in Eukaryota, Fungi, Ascomycota, Sordariomycetes, Hypocreales, Nectriaceae.